UCUAACGAAUUUUCAAAUUUUCCUGUAGAUAUUCUUCGACAUAUUGUGCUCAAGUUAGAUCCUAUUGAAAGGUUAAUUUGUUUUUUCAUACAAACAUACAUGAGCAGCCGACAUUUUACUGGUAGAUCAGCAAAUAAUCUUUAAUAUCGGAAACCCGUAAUUUGUCUGCUGCCAAUUAUAAAAUUAAUUGCGACAUAAUCAACUGCCACGUUUUAAACCAACAUCAUUUCGAGUCAGCAUUCAUUGAUGCGACCGAACUGCUGAAGAACCCAAAACUCAAGCUGAAAGAUUUCAAAAUUAGUCUCACACAAGACACUGUGACAAGAUCAAAUUGUCUCUUACAUUUAUUCGAAUCAAUUAAUCCAUUGCAUGUUCAAAACCUUGAUCUCACGGUCUCCCAGCAACAAUUGCUUUCAAUUUUGCCAUGUGUCAAACCAGGGAUUCCAAGAAGAAUCUGGCUAUAUUCUCAUGAUGAAGAGAUAAUCAAAUUCCGGGAAGUUGCUCAGCUGGAGCAGUGGAAAAAAGCGAAAAUCGCUAUUAUAUCCAAACAGAAUAGUAUUGAGAGUAUCGAGUGUUUUCUUCAUUUUGAUCAGUUUGAAGUAAGAGUCUCGAAAUUUGAUGAAAACGAUGUAAGGAUAAUGUUAAAGGUAACACUAGUAAUACUCGAAUUGAAGAGCACCUGAAAGUUUUCAGACUCUACUGUCGUCCC
Molecule: messenger RNA, 709 nt
Organism: Caenorhabditis elegans
Lineage: Eukaryota; Metazoa; Nematoda; Chromadorea; Rhabditida; Rhabditidae
Source: the annotation of a RefSeq genome assembly